Aspergillus saccharolyticus JOP 1030-1 is the source of this 1139-nucleotide messenger RNA. RefSeq names its product NPP1 family protein. The coding region runs from base 262 to 1002 and encodes 246 amino acids. Lineage: Eukaryota; Fungi; Ascomycota; Eurotiomycetes; Eurotiales; Aspergillaceae. The transcript has 2 exons. The record is from RefSeq and is a predicted model, not a curated record.
UUCACCCACGUUCUGUCUUACUUGCAUCCGAUGGGCAGUUCUCGGAAUACAUGAGUGGUGGAGUUGUGCGGCGGAUGUCCGCUCUCUCCACCUGCACACCUGGUUCUUCAGGGGGAAAAGACUGCCGAUCCCGCCGAUUCCUACUCUUUGCGACCAGCAUAAAAGGUGCGCCUCAUCGCUGCCAAACCCUGCUGUCAGGAACAACCUUUAGAGUUUUAAUUAUCAAAGUCAAAUUCCCUCCUUCUUUCAAUCCCAUUCACCAUGUCUCUUCGGUCUGCUCUCCUGCUCGCUACGGGCCUGUCCCUGGUUCAGGCUCGGCCUGCCACCAACACGCUGGCUGCGCGUGGCACCAUCGCCAGCGAUGAGAUUGUGGGAUUUAACCAGACUGUGCCGGAUGAUGCCACGGGUACCCUGUAUCUCAACUACCAACCCUACCUGUAUGUUGUCAACGGGUGUGUUCCGUUCCCCGCUGUCGACGAGGAGGGUGAUACCAACGCUGGACUCGCCCCUACUGGUGCCACGGAUGGCGACUGCAGCUCCUCCACCGGCCAAAUCUACGUCCGCAGCAACAUCUCCUCCACGGGUGACUACACCUACCCGACCGCCCUUCUCUACAGCUGGUACAUGCCCAAGGACGAGCCCUCCACCGGGCUCGGCCACCGCCACGACUGGGAGGGGGUGAUUAUCUACCUCUCCGACCCCACCGUCUACACCGCCGACAACAUUCUGGCCGUGUGUCCUUCGGCCCACGGCAAAUGGGACUGCUCCACCGACAGCUACUCGGUGGACGGUGUCAAGCCCCUCAUCAAGUACGAGAGUAUCUGGCCCCUCGACCACUCUUGUGGGUUGACCACUACCGUCGGUGGCACGCAGCCGCUCGUCGCCUGGGAGAGCCUGCCCUCUGCUGCGAGCACGGCGCUCAGUGAUACCGAUUUUGGCAGCGCUAUUGUGCCGUUCAAGGAUGCGACUUUUGAUGCGAACUUGGCGAAGGCUACUUACUAGUGGCUUGGUCUGGGUUGCUGUGGUGAAUGAAGUUGUGUGUCUGUCUAAUGGAGGAUGGAUUCCCGCUGUAUAGUCUUGUGUAAAUUUCGAAGGAAGAAGCCCAUAUAAGUAUAAUGAAAAGAGCUAUUGUAUCGGUG